Molecule: messenger RNA, 3060 nt
Organism: Nannospalax galili (Upper Galilee mountains blind mole rat)
Lineage: Eukaryota; Metazoa; Chordata; Mammalia; Rodentia; Spalacidae
Gene: Cd101
Product: CD101 molecule
Exons: 9
Coding region: 1-3060 (1019 amino acids)
Source: RefSeq, a predicted model, not a curated record
AUGGCACACAUCCUGUGUGUGGCAUCUUUCUUUCUCUCUCUGACUAAGCUCAGCAUUGGCCAGAGGGAAGUAAGAGUUCAAGAAGGACCGCUGUACAGAGCCGUAGGUUACCCCGUCAGCAUUGGCUGCAAUGUAAGUGGCCAUCAGGGACCUUCUACGCAGGAUUUCCAGUGGUCUGUUUACCUGUCAACAGACCCAGAAAAGGAAAUCCAGAUCAUCAGCACCAAGGACGCCCACUUCUCUUACACGGUGUAUGCAUCCCGGGUGCAAAGCAAGGAUAUCUACAUAGAGAGGCUACGGGGCGACUCAGUCCUGCUGCACAUCUCAAAGCUCCAGAUGGGGGAUGCUGGCAACUAUGAGUGCCACACACCCAGCACUGAUGAGAAGUACUUUGGAAGUUACAGUGCCAAGACAAUUUUAACUGUGAUUCCUGACACCCUGUCUGCCACCAUGCGUAACCAGACAUUCAGUAAGGAGGAAGGUGAGUCAUUAGAACUCACCUGCGAGGCAUCCAAAGCCACAGCUCAACAUACCCACCUGUCUCUCACCUGGUACCUGCUACAGAAAGGAAGGAGCCAAGCCACCAAGAUCAUUUCUCUCUCCAAAGAUUUUAUGCUGACCCCAGGGCCCUCCUAUGUGGAUAGAUUCUCGACUGGUGAUGUGCGGCUCAACAAGCUCGGAGUGGCUUCCUUCAAACUGUCCAUAGACAGGCUCCAGCCCUCAGAUGAAGGCCAGCUGUUCUGUGAGGCCACUGAAUGGAUUCAGGAUCCAGAUGAAACUUGGACUUUAAUCACGAGAAAGCAGACAGAUCAAACAGUUCUGAGGGUCCAGCCAGCAGUGAGAGAUUUUGAAGUGAACGUCACAGCCAAGAGCCCGUCCACUGAAGGGAAACCCUUGGAACUGGUUUGCAUGGUUGUCGGCAGAAGUGGCAACCCACAGCUUGAGAGCAUUUGGUUCCUCAAUGGAAUGGAAAUUGCCCAGAUUGAUGCUGGUGGGGUCCUGGACCUGAAGAGAGACUACGGAGACAGAAUGAGCCAAGGACAGUUGCAGCUUUCCAAGUUAAACCCCCAGGCUUUCUCUCUCAAAAUCUUCUCCAUGGGCCCAAAGGACGUAGGCGCCUACAGUUGUACAGUGGCAGAGGUGAUAAGAACUCGGACUGGCUCCUGGCAGGUGCUUCAGAAAAAGCAGUCACCAGUCAGCCAGGUGCAGCUGAGGGAGCCAGCAGCAAGAAGCGUGACCAUAUCUACCGAGCAGCAGGCUGUGUGGGAAGGAGAAGUGAUCACCUUUUUCUGCAAGGCAGGUGGAGCUGCAAGUUCUCUGUCAAUGAGCUGGUGGCACAUCCCACAGGACCAGACCAGAGAGAUGCUUGUGGCUAGCAUGGGACAGGACGGCACUGUACAGCUAGGUGCCUCCUCUACGGGCCCCAGGUACCGAAGCAACACGAGGCUAGAGAAAGUGGACUGGGCCACCUUUCGGCUAGAGAUCACCUCUGCAAUGGUCACAGACAGCGGAGCCUAUGAAUGCAGAGUGUCUGAGAGACCCCAGGACCAGGUUAGGGAUCUGCAUGGGACCCAGAAGAUUUCAGUCACUGUGAAAUCUCUGAAGUCAAUUUUGCAAGUUAAUCUGAUGAGCCGUCAGCCACAGGUGAAGUUAACACGCACCUUCUACUUGUCCUGCAGAGUUGUGGGGGUCAACUAUUCUGAGCUCAGGCUGCCAUUCUCUGUGACAUGGCAGUUCCAACCAGCUGGCUCUGGAGUCUUCCAUCAGCUAAUCCGAAUCAGCCAUAACGGCACUAUCGAAUGGGGAGACUUCCUCUCCCAGUUCCACGGGAGGACGAAGGUGUCAAAGUCUCCAUUUCAUUCUCAACUCCUGAUCCACGAUGCCACUGCAGAAGAGGCGGGAGUAUACCAGUGUAAAGUGGAUGUUUAUGACAGACAAUCCCUCUGUACAAGUGGCCUGGCCAGGGUAUCUGCCACCUCUAACCCAUUGAGAAUAGCUGUCACCUUACCAGAGAACAAACUGAGCGUGAACACAGACAACCAAGUCCAAGAGCUCUCCGUCAGCUCCAACACUCAUGUAGAAUGCAGCAUCUUGUCCCGGUCCACUGGAAGCUUCCCACUAUCCAUCACUUGGUACUUUUCUCCCAUUUCCACAAAUGCAUCCUAUCUGAAGAUCCUGGAAAUGGACCAAACCAGUGUUAUACAAUAUGGGGAGAAAUAUCAAACCCCACGGAGCAAACAAAAAUUUCAUCCUGAGAAAGUCUCCCAAGACUUGUUUCUGCUGCACAUUUUGAGUAUGGAAGACAGUGAUCAGGGCCAGUACUACUGUACAGUGAAGGAAUGGCUCUUGUCUACAAAUGGCACUUGGCAAAUGUUUGGAAGAAAGAAUUCAGGACUAACAAAAUUGAAACUCAAACCCACAGGAAGUAAGGUUCGUGUCUCCAAAGUGAGCUGGUCAGGAAAUGUCACAGAGCAUGGAGAGGCAGGUUUCAACUGCAGCCUGGAUGACUCAGAGAGCGCAGCCUCGCUGUACUCUGUCACCUGGUACUGGAGCAGACAAGACACUGCAAGCCAAAUGCUGGUGCACCUACAGUACGAUGGCCUGCUGGAAUACGGGGUCGAGGGGCGCAGGAGGCGCCUGCAGUGCUACCGUUCCUCUCCCACAGACUUCGUCCUGAAGCUGCAUCUGGUGGAGAUGGAGGAUGCCGGGAUGUACUGGUGCAGGGUGGCAGAGUGGCGGCAACACAGCCAUCCAGGCAAAUGGAUCAACCAGGCCUCACAUGAGUCUCAGCGGAUGGUGCUCUGGGUGUUGCCUUCAGAGCUCACAUUCUCUUCCCGGAUCUGCUCCUCGGCAUUUUUAGUCCACUUCCUCGUCGUCUGCCCCUUCCUUGUGCUCCUCCUUCUGCUCAUCCCCCUCCUCUGCUUAUAUUGGAAGGUUAGGAAGUUGUCACGGCUGAGUUACUCACAGAAAGAAAAGGUUCUGUGGGUAGAUAUGAAAGAAACCACCAGAGGCUUGACCACAGUCGGGACAGAAGCCGGAGAGGAAGAGGAAGGCUACUGA